AUGGGAAAGGAUGUGUUGGUAUAUGUGACUGCUUGCCCAGUCUGUGCACGGAAGAAGGUUCCCAAACAUGCUCCUCACGGACAGCUCUGCCCUCUCUCUGUGCCACACAGACCCUGGUCCAACAUCUCAGUGGACUUCGUCACGGGCCUGCCUAAUUCUGAAGGUAACACAACUGUAUUUAAAGUGGUACACAGAUUCUCCAAGAUGGUUCAUUUCAUUCCUAUGCCUAAACUUUCCUCAGCCAAAGGAACGGUUGAGGCUAUGUUGUCCCAUGUCUUUCGUGUUCAUGGUUUUCUCAGCGAUGUUGUGUCGGACUAG
Molecule: messenger RNA, 318 nt
Organism: Xyrichtys novacula (pearly razorfish)
Lineage: Eukaryota; Metazoa; Chordata; Actinopteri; Labriformes; Labridae
Source: the annotation of a GenBank genome assembly